AUGGAUUAUAAAUUACCAUCUUUAUAUGAACCUUUUACUUAGAUCUCAUAAAUUAUUUUGGAAUCAUUAAUAGGGUUAGCUUAAGCAGAUGAAAUAGGAGGAGUUCCAUUUGUAUCUCCUGUAAUGAUGGUUUUGCUUUGAUGUUCAAGUAAGCAGGCCAUUUGGAGAACUUAUUUUAUAUUAUUUGGAGAAAGCAUAGGUAAUUUCGCAAGGUUAGGAAGAGAAGGAAUUAAAAUUAAUAAUAAUUUAGAAAUAGAUUUAAGAUGGAAAUAGUCCAGUAUUUCUAUACAUUAAGCUGGAGCAAUUUUUAGAGUGGCAACAGGGAAGUAGUUACUAAAAUUGGUGAUUGUGAUAUUUUUAUUUGCCAUUUUAUUAAAUGUGUUUCUCAAAACUAAGAGUACAUACAAAAAAAUAAGGGAAAAAGAAAGAAGUGAACUUGUAAUUAAAGUUGAAAUGAAAAAUUUAAAUGUAUCUGAAAAUAAUAGACAGUAUCAAGAUUUGGAACAGUAAAGGAAAAUGAAUUAUAGCUCUAUCUCAUAGAAAAUCUAAAAAGAAUUACCCUUUUUGUUAUUAUUGUAGUUGCAUUAACCUUAUUAAAAAGAGCAGCAACCUACCUUCAAUUUUAGGUAUCGAUUAUUGUGGAUAUGUAUUUUAAUUUCAUCAAUUUUAUAAUUUUUGCUAUUGAAAUUUAUAAUUUUAAAAGAUACAGAAAAUAAAUUAAGAAGGAAGAUAAACUAAAGCAAGCUGUUGAAUAUGACUUUUAAGGUGAUUUUUUUGAAAUCGCUGUAAAAUUAAGUAUGAAAGCAGGCUUUUUAGGUGGAUUAGUAGUUUUAGGAAGAGUUGUGGUAUUAACACAUGUUUGGCUUGAAAUUGGGGUCAAUCCUCCAAGCUCUGAUGUUCAUUUCAUUUAUUACAGUGUUUAUUAUUGCUUCAGAGGUUAUCAUAUUUCUCAAUUUUUAAUUUUAGCAGUAAUUUAAUCAAUAAUAUUUUGA
This is a messenger RNA of Paramecium sonneborni, 992 nucleotides long. The record is from the annotation of a GenBank genome assembly. NCBI's taxonomy places the organism in Eukaryota, Ciliophora, Oligohymenophorea, Peniculida, Parameciidae.